CACCAGUCAUUCAUAAACGUAGAAGAAAGAAAAUAUCUUUGAAUGGGCAGAGAAAAUUAAUAGUGUAAAAUAAUGAUUUCUCGUUAAAAUUCAGCUCUAAAAUUUUCUUUAUAAAAUAACUUCAAUAUGGUAACUAUAAUAAAGAAUCAGCUGCUGAAACAUCUAUCGAGGUACACAAAGAAUUUAUCACCAGAGCAGAUCUCUCUCUCAGCUCUAAGAGGAUCUGGUGAGCUGCAUGAUCUGACACUAGAUGAGGAUUUGUUAACUGAUUUGCUGGAACUUCCUGGCUGGGUGCGGUUGACCUCAGCAAGAUGCAACCGAGCUUCAUUCAGGAUACAGUGGACCAAACUAAAAACAGUUCCUAUAGUAUUGAAACUCGACGAGGUGCACAUAGCUCUCGAAGUAUGUACAGAGCCUCGCGUCAUGAACCCGGGCUCGGCUGGUACCAUGCCCAUACCGGGAAAAUACAGUUAUAUACACAAGGUAAUAGAUGGCAUAUCCGUGGCUGUGAAUCAAGUGCAAAUAGAGUUCAAAUGUGACGCCUUCACGAGUAGUGUUCUGAUAUCUAGGGUGACCGUGGAAUCCCGAACACCAGAGGGCAGGAAGGGCGAUUUAAGACUGACUAGAAUCAAAUCACCCAACGCCGCCCAAUUACUUAUAUUUAAGGAAUUAGAAUGGCAAAGCGCCCGAAUAGAGGCGAAGGCCCACGGCGAUGCGGCAGCUAACCUUCCUCCUCUGAGGCUGCUACUCGGGAAUACGCACUGUCGAAUAGUUAUUAAGAAACGGCUGUCUGACUGCGCCGUGCUGGGCUCCCGCCUGGUGCUGCGUCCGGAGCCGCUGGCGUGGGCGCUGACGGACGGCCAGCUGCGCGCCGCGCUCGCCUGCGCCGCCGCGCUCGCCGGGCCCGUGCGCCGCGCCACCGAGCAGGCCACGCGCACCAAGGCCGAGCGCAAGAUCCAGGAGCCCCUCGAUCAGAGCAAUAGCCGUUCGACGUUUAGUGAUAAAGACAUAUUGGCUCGUAUGUUCGCGAAACAUGACGUCAGAGAAACCUCCUACCAUCUGCUUGCGCCGCGGAUAGACCUGCACUUAUGUGAUGAUCCUGGACUGGGUAGAUCAGAAAUGCCCCAGCUAGCGAAGGGCGGCGCGCUACAAGUGACUCUCGUCAGUAUGCAAGCGGACCUGUUCCCCUACCACAAAGCUUCCAGCGACAGACGGCACUGGCGUGGAUAUAGGGAAGCGGCAACCCCUCACAGUCACUGGCUGUCACAAGCAUUGUCUUCCUUCACCCUUAAAGUGCUGGAUAUCAUGGACCCCAAACGCAGGACACCCUAUGCCACGACGAGUUGGAGCGCGCGCGGGGACGAGUCCGUGGGGGACGGCGCGCCGAGCGCGACCGCGCCGCCCGCGCCCCCCGCGCCCGCGCCCCCCGCCCCCGCGCCGGAGGACUAUGCCGUGUUGCAUGCGAGAAUAUUGCAGCAGCUCGGCAAGCUGAUGACAACGUGUCUCAUACUCAGGAUAGACGAUUUCACCGUUUAUAAGGUAACGACAGGAUCCACGACACGGGAAGCGGCGCGGCCUUUAGUGAGCGCGGAAAAAGCGACCUUACCGGGCGACGCUGGCCUACUGCACGCUGAGCUCACAUUCUUCUAUUACCCUGGGGAUGUGUGCUUUCCCGUGCCGUCCCCGAAGCUGUACGUGCAGCUGAGCCCGGUGCGCGUGGCGGUGGACGUGCCCAGCGCGCUGUGGCUGGCCGCCUUCCUGCCGCACGUGGCCGCCGCCGUGUCCGACCACGCCCCGCCGGACGACUCCGCCGCCUACAUCGACGUGCGCGCCGAGGCCAUCAUGCCCAGGAUUAUUCUAGAAUCUGGCCCAGAACACGUAUCGCAGCAACGGGAUCGACCCAAGGAGCUUCACAUAUGUUCAGCAAGAGCGACAUUUACUAAUGUUCGAGAAUCGCCCGGAACCAUGACGCCAGGCACGAGAGCAGAUUUAGCGUCUAUAAUAUCAGCAAUACGAAGGGCUACGCCUCCUCGAGGACAGUUCCCUUGCUCGCCCGACGAUAUCGACCCUUUGCACGAACAGUUCCUGUUGCAUGCUGACAACCUGGACGACGAGCAGCGCGGCGCGGGCCUGUCUGCGCAGUGCUUGUGGCGCGAGAGCCGGCGCGUGUGGUGCGCGAGCGCGGAGCCGCUGUGGGUGGACUUCUGCGGCGCGCGCGCCACCGGCAUCAAGCCGGCGCCGCUGCUGGACGCCACGCCGCUCACCGCCUGGAUUUGCUUCGAAGAUGGCUUCUCGAAAAUCUGGGUGAUAGGUCGGACGUCUGGAUUGAGUGGGCUCCAGCUCAACCACUAUCAACUACUGUUCCUCCUGAGACAGAUGGAACGCAUAAGUGAGCUGACGGCGUGGCUGGCUCACCAAGCUAGCAGAAUGCCGGAAGCUGACCAGGGGUCGUUAGUAGUCGGUCUCGUAGUGCCAGCAGCCGAGAUGACAUUGGUUUUACCGAGUAGUUGUCCGGGACAAGAGUCCUCCAGGGAUCUAGAUAGUGUACCGUUUGAUUCGUCCAGCCUUAAUGAUUUGAAAUUGGGUUCGGAAGCAACAAUGGCUCCCUCUAUGCUAGACCGAGACAGUGGCAUGUUAGCCACGCAGAGCAUCGAAGUGUGCACCGCUCAGCCUCUGCCCGCCGAGGAGUUACAGCCUCCGAGUCCUGGAUUGAAUUUUAGUGGUUUCUCGUCGAUGCGGCGAGGGUUCAGCUCGCUGGUGACGUCACUGGACAGCGCGCUGGCGCGCGACGACGCGCGCAGCGACGCCGCUUCCACCGCCAGCUCCGACAGCGACCGCUACGUCGUCGUGGGGCUCGCGGCUGAGUCGCCCGAUGACGCAGACGUCGCCUUCAGGGAGUUCGAACAUGGGCGGUUAUCGAGUGGAGUAGAGGUGGCGUCGGAGGUGGUGGAGCGCUCGUCGUCCCCCAGCGACCACUCUAUCACCAGUUCCUGCAAGCGACGCGAUGUGAUAUCAACGUGCACAUUGCGUUUGAACAACAUAUACCUCGUGCAGCAAAGCGCGAACGCUAACUCCAGCAUGCGGAUUGUGGCAGAUGACCUCAAGACUGACGAAUGCUCUUCCAUACCCUGGGACGAGUUCCAGAAUAAGUUUUCCAUGCGUGCCCGAGCAUGGUCGGGACCGGAGUCGGAUGAUGAUGAAAUGCGACCUCGCCAAACGCCUCGUGUCGCGGCGAGACUGCUGAGGACUGAACUGCCGAGAGUAGUUAAUGAAAUGGGCGAGCCCAUAGGACCGGCUCCGUACGAGGAAAUACUGGAAGCACGAAUCAGGGAGUUGAGUAUCGUUCUCAACAUGAGCACAGCCCUGGCGCUCUCCGAGUUUAUAGAGGACGAGGUGGUGGUACCACCCAUGCCACUGGAGGUGUUAAUAGAAAACGUUCAUUUACAACUGGUAGAAGACAGACCAACUCGUUCCAUAGCAUCACCGCCGCCUCAGCCGUUAGAACUGGUUCUAACCAGUCUACGAUUAAACCGGGACACUUCGGGCAUCGUCUACCUAGGACCCACUGUCCCUUCGAGAACCGUCUCACCGAGCAGUCCACCCCCUGAAUUGCAGAUGGCGAUAGACGAGAUACAAAGGUUAAACGAAGAAAAUGAAGAUUUGAGAAAAAGGUUGGCUACUUUGAAUAGGAUAGCUGAGGAUAAUCGGGACUUGAGGGCCAAAGCGGAGGAGGCGAGCGCGCUGCGGCAGUGCGUGCACACCGCGCAGCAGGAGGCGUUGCGUCUGCUGGCCGACAAGCAGGAGCUGCUGGAAACCGUGCGCCUGCUGCAGGAGCAGCUGCCGGGUCCUUGUCGCGGAAAAAGAUAGCGCUCCCGCGGCGGCGCUAAGGCCUGCCUCGACUGCGCCGCCUGCACCGCCUGCUGCGGACAGCGACUGUAGACGUGCAGACAUGCACGCAGUCACGACUCUUCUCAACCAUCGUGAGAGAUUGCCGAGGAUUCAAUGUUGCCAACUUUAAACAUGCCAACAUUAUCAAAAAUCACCAUCCUCAUUUUUAUUCGCUUGACUUGAUUCCAUUAAAAUUGGUUUGAUGCCGUGUUAUAUAACACUAGAUAUUACUUGACGGACUUUUGUGGCCGCCGGGUUGUCUGACGCCAACCAUUCGUAAUAGUUGACUUGUACUAUAGGGGUGGUUCAAGUACUCAAACGUUCGAGGAUAUCUCGAUUGUUCUUACGACACGCACGUGACGCUAUUCUAAUUCCAGAAACAACACGGCAACAACUCAAAAACAUUUUAGGAUUAACUUAGUUCUUAAUUUACUAACUCUGUAAACUUGUCUUGAUGACGAUCAAUACCCAUACAUAAUGAUGACGUCACAGGAUAUUAUAUUCCAUGCUUAAAUAUAAGAGAACAAAAUGUGACAUUCAUAUAUAAUAACUCAGUGUAUCUUUAAUUAUACUAGUAAACACAAGAGCUUCCAGGAGAAAUACAUUUGUUACUGCGAACGGGUCUAUUAAAUUGGUCGUAUAAUAGCGUUGCAGAAAUUAAUAACAUGUCGAGAACACACUUUUCACGGUUCAACAUUGUAUUGUGAUAAAAAAUUAUUCCAAAAGGAACUAACGUCUUUCUACAAAUAAUUUCAAAGUGGUUCUGUGCGUAGAAGUCAACUAAUAAUGGUUUUUGUGGGCGCUUUUGUCGAUUGUUCUUUAUGUCCACUUAUUCAUGACCUUGUUUAUUUAUCGGCUGCUAUCGAUAUUCAUGGCAAUUUUUUGACAUGAUUUACUAUUUAUGAAAUCUUUAACCUAGAAACAAGUGAUAAUUCAAUUCGAUUUAAAUUAAUAUUCGGCUGAAACAUUUUAUUAUCUUUUUUUCUUAAGUAAAUAAUAAAAUAUUUGUUGAAUAAUAUAUUUGAAUCAAGUUUUUAUAACUUAAUCUCAGAGUUUUUUUAAUCUUGUUUUAAAUAUUUGAAAUCUUACGUAAUUAAUACAAUAGUACGUUACUCAAUGCAUAAUUUCUAUUCAAUAAUUGAAAAUUGGUCAAAUUGUCUAAUUUAAAUAAAAAGUAAGUUACAAUCAAAACGAAACAGAGAUCGUCUAUAUUAAAAGUUUUUAUAACAUAUAACGUUCACAAUUCUUAUACUUAAUACAAUUGAAUUAAUUAUAUUAUUUUUUAAAUACUUUUUUUUUUAAAAUGUCACCUUACAUAAUAAUCUUAUAGUAUAAAAAAAUGUCCACCAAAUGAAAAUGUGGUACUUAAAAUAGCAUUUAUUAUAUAAAUUAAUUUGUUAAACACAAAUCCAACAAGGGAUGCAGAUUAUAAACAAUUUAAUUUGAUCUGUAUCUUGUAUAAUGCCCGUCAAUAAAUAUUGCACAUCGAGCUUUGAAAAGAGACAAUCGACUAACUUCGGCUUCGUAGAGCGUUAUCUCUGUCGCACGAAACACUAAUAAUCCGGUAUGUUAAAACACUUGAGUUUCUGUGUAAUUGAAUAAAAUACACCGAUUGCUUAUAUAAUUGCAUUAUAUAAUAUAUAUAAUUGCAUUAUAUAAGCAAUCGUAUAUAUAAUCGUAUAUUGUAUAGGUUGUGGAAAAAUAAACCAAAAAGAUCAUGUUUAUAUCAACGGCUUAGAGCACAGAUAACGAAUGGAAGGAAUUCGGAAUUUAGGUUAUUGAAAGUUUUUAUUAGAAGGUGUUUGCUACGUGAGUAAUAUUAAAAGAAAACAAGUACAGUAUGACGAUAUAAAAAAUUUAUAUCUGAUCAUAUAUAGCAUUGGUUACAAUUCCUUCCAUUUCACUAUCUGUGCUUGCCAUGAGGUCAAUAUUUAAUUGUCACAAUCGGCCGUAUUUAUCACAAGUAUAUUCAGUGUAACUGUCUAAAUGGUGUUGAAUUCUUUGACAAGUACCUUGUUCACGGAAAACUCUGUAAACCUCUCCUUGUGCUGGCAUAUAAUAUCGUAAAUCUGGGGCUUCGUCAAUUUUUGUUCAACUCUUUUUCCUAAAUAUGCCAUCGUACAACUUUAAAUUAUUUAAAGUUGGGAUAUUUAACAACUAUUUUUAUAUAUUUGGAAUUGGACGCGACCGCACACUUAACCAACGACUGACAAACGUCUCAAAAGCAGUGUGCGACAGAAAUAACGCUACGAAGCCGAAAUGAGACAGAAAAAAUAAAAAGAGAUAGACAGACGGCUAAAGUCUCUUUCCAAAGGUCGAUGUGCAAUAUUUAUUGAAGGGUAUUGCACUAUUAAGGUACAUUCAGCCUCAGAAACUGCAUUUGUUAAUAUAAAUUAGACACAUCUUCCAAAAACUUGGAAGGAACUUGCGAAUGCUUUUGAAUCGUCACUUUACAAGAUUUAAUUAAAUACUUCCACCGAUUCUGAAUGUCGAUUUUACCGAGAAGAACCGGCAGGAAACUCAGUAGUUGCUUUUUUUCGACAAUCAAGUUACACAGAUAAUUAAAUAAAAUUGAAUUAUUAUUUAUCCUGCAUGAAAAUCAACGAAGUCCACGCUUUUUUAUCUUUUUUAUUGAGUAAUACGCCUUAUUAUGCAGUUUUCUUCACAUGCGAUUUAAAUUUAUUAGCUGGUAAAGCUAAUAGUGUUUCAGGAAUUCUAUUAUAAAAGAGAACACCUUGCCCAAAUGUGCUUGCGUUUCAUUGUGAACGGAUGCGUUUUAUAUAAAGUUAUGUCACUGUAUUUAUAUAUGUUGGUUAAUAACAUGUUACAUAUGAUUGUCUAGUGGUAGAUAUUAAAAACCUUUAACUGCUGUGUAAUGCAACAUUUAAAGUUAAAACAGAAUAGGUUAAUAAGAAUAGAAGUCUUUUUGUAACUGACUGUACAAAGCACCUAUGGAAUAAUAAUGGUAAUUGCUUUUGGGGUUUACAUUUUAAUAUGGUUGUUUGAAUUUGUUCCUAAAUUAAAAUGCUUCAUUUUAUCUUCAAUAAACAUACAGUUGUAAUAUUUUUAUAGUUGAUUUAAAUUGAAUAUUUCGUAUGCAGUACUGUGCUAAUGUGUUGCCAUAACUUUAAUUCGAAAAAACUUCCAAAACAAAGAAAAAGUGGAAGGGGCUGCCAGUCAGUUUCAAAUUAAUAUAUUUUUAUACCUACCAAUAAAAAUAAAAUACUGUUGUGAUAAAUAUUUUUAUAUUUAGUUUUCCAAAUCAAAACUUAAAUCGAUUGUCGUCAUUGUAAAGAAAAUUAAUAAUAAGGAACUUGUUCACGAAUCAGUAUAGUAAGAUCUUGAAGGUAAAUACAAAUUAUAAUUAAGUAUCGAGUUUGUGAAUAUUAAAAUAUUUAAAGUAAAGCAAAUUACUUGAAGUCACAUUGAUUCCAACUUGCGUCGCAAAAUUUGUGUUAUCCAGUGUUGGUAACAAAUAUUUGAUUUAAUUACACAAGAUACUAACAAGCUAUCAGUGACUUUAUGUAUAAACAAAAGUUGUAAACGCAAAGGUUAUCAACUAUUAUAAUGAAACUACGUACACCAUAACACAGAUACAAAAAAUAGGUGAUGUUUGAGACACAAUGAACGUAUAAAAUUUGAGAUCAUUUAUAUAUUACUAAUAUAUACUUAUAAUAAUGCAUUGGGUUGCUUCGUCUUGUAUAAUAUUAGUUCAAUAUAAUAAGUUUUGUGUUCUUUUUUGUUUUACUAACAAAUUCAAUAUGCGAACAAGUAUAGGAAGUUGAUUUUAAUCUACUUGUAAUUGUUGUAUAGAUUUAAAAAUGCGCCUGACAAUUAACUAUAUUAGUACCAUCGCUUUGAUAUGAUGACAAAACCAGUAGGUUAGUAGAUAACUCUAGUUUGAAUUUGGUGUGUAUAAUCUUAUACAUUGUUAUAAAUGUGUUAUCUGUUAAACUAUAAUAUACAAAAAAAUCAAAUUUUUUUACAAGUAAACAAUACAGUCUUAUAUGUGUGUAUAUAUUGUAUAUCAAUUAGUAUAUUGUAUCUUGUUUAGCGCUUAAUAUUAUUAAUUCUAUAUUCGAAUUUCAUUUUAUAAUAAUCAAUUUAUUUAGAUCAAUUUUUUUAUUUUUUUUACAUAAUAUGUUAUAUCAAAACUUUUACAAAAACUAUGAAUUCAUUUUUUCGUGAAAUUGUUAAGGAAAUUUUUAGAUGUUUUUUAUGUCAUUUUGAUAUUGCAUGUGUCACUUGUUAGGAAUACAAUUUACAUGUAUUUGAAAGUUUUGUCACACUCAGAACGCCGAUAGCAGCUAGACAAAUUCGUUGGGUGAAUGUCACAUACAGUUUCAUAUAGAAAUCGAUUGAGAAUCACUGCCCAUUUAAUAUACCAAUUUUAAAAAGUACAUGCAUAAGAAUAUAUUUGUUGUUUAUAAUGCUAAGUGUGACAAAGUCUUAUAUAUUCCAUUAAAUAUUUGUUAUAGGUUUUAAUAUAGUAAUUAUAAAAAAUCGUGCCUGUGUAUCAUCCAAUUCGCUUCAUCAUAAUAAUAUGUAUGUAUGUGUCUAAAUUAAAUUUAAUCGUAUAUAAUCCAUAUAUAAUUGUGAUUUAUAUAUUAAAGAUUAAUGAAAAUUUAAGAAUUUUUUAUCAUAUUUCGUCCUUCUCUGUAUUUGAAAAGUUGUAUCUUAUCUGUAACUAUAGUUAUUGUAUCCAGUUGUAUAUUAAGAUAUCUAUAAUAAUAAAUUUAUUUGGCAUCGCUAGUUUGUAUAUAAAAUAAAUAAUCAAAUAGAUUUUGUAUGUAGCCUUAUUAAGUUCAGUUCUUAUAUAAAAUCAAGGCUAAAAAAUUUGUGCUUUGCUAUUUGAAAAUCGAUUGUCUGUGCCCAUGUACUGGUUAUUAAUUUUUAUGCUAUAGCUAUGUAUUCUCCAAGAAGUUUAAUCAUUUAUGAAGUAAGUCAUGAACUCAUUCCUUACAACAAAAUAAUUUAACAGGUAAUACCGUCGCUUUUCUCGUACCCGAUCUUUAACUAAAAUUAUUUCACAAGACUAAAAACAUUGUUAUCUCUUUCUCACCUGGAGUUAAAAAGGGAAGCUAGGCUUUUUAAUCUUGUGUAAUUAUUUUAGCAUCAAUAUAUUUUUGUAUUUUGAACUCAACCUGUGGAUAUAAAUUUCUUAUCAACGUUACAGUGAAAUAUUAUAUGAAAUUUAGAAGUACUGUUAAACAUUCAGAUCAAAAUCUCACUACAUAAAUGCCUAUUAUAAAAGUGUUUACAAUACAAUUUGUAAGAAAAUGGUUGUUACAAUAUGUUUAGUUAUAAAAGGAAUUGUUAAAAUUAAAUUUAAUAAUCGAUG
Messenger RNA from Nymphalis io (European peacock), 9229 nucleotides. RefSeq names its product UHRF1-binding protein 1-like. NCBI's taxonomy places the organism in Eukaryota, Metazoa, Arthropoda, Insecta, Lepidoptera, Nymphalidae. The transcript is spliced from 28 exons. Bases 127 to 3867 code for a protein of 1246 amino acids. The record is from RefSeq and is a predicted model, not a curated record.